AUUUUAUUUUAUUCAAACAUGGACAAGCGACAAGCUGAGCUUCAUAGACUCUAUAAGGAGCAUGAAUACAUGAUUGAUAAUGUAAGGCGUACUCUAAAAAAGGAAAUAGCGACUCUGGUAGAAGAAUAUGAUUUGACAAGUGAAGAAGCAAACCAUUUAAAUGAGUUUAUUCAAGACAAGGCUACCUUAUUUCGAUACUUGCGUAAAAACAACUUCAAUGUACCAACCACUCUAUCUCUACUGCUAGAUACAAUAAAAUGGAGAAUGCAUCAAGAAGUUGAUUAUUCCAUGCUGGAACAUGAAUUCUUUACUAGACCACUUGUUUAUUUCCAUAAAUUUGAUAAAUACCAUCGACCAAUUCUUAUUGUUCAUCUCUCUCAACUACCAACUCUUCCGUCUUCAUCAACUGACUUGGUAGAAUAUUUAUCUCCAUUAAUCAUGUUUGUUUUGGAAACAGCAAGAAAACUUGUAUGGAAUUUGUGUAAGCAGAGAAUAGAAGUAAAUGGCUUGUCAAUUCUCGAGACGGUUGUGCUCAUCGACUUUAAAAACGCAAGCUCAUUACCAAUGGAUAUUACGUUAUUCAAAUCGUUGAUCUCUUUACUACGAAGGUACCCUGGUAUUAUUGGAACUGUCUACUUGCUUAAUUUUAGUUGGGUUUAUCAAGGCCUAUGGCAAAUGUGUAAGCUGGUAUUAUCUGAAGAAGCGAAAUUAAAAGUCAACUUUCCAAAAUUGCAUGAAUUACAGGAACUGAUUGAGCCAAAGAACAUACUAAAAGUAUUUGGAGGUCAAGAUCCAUUUGAAUGGUCUAUCGAGCACGACAAUUAUUAUCAGAGAUUCAAUCUUCUCAGUCGAUGUAAUUCAGCAACAUCUGUUUAUUACGAUGCGCCCAAUGGACUAUUAUCAAGACCAUCGUCCGCUUUUAGUCACUAUGAAACUCCACUUGGUCCAUUAACUCCAAUCACAAGUCAUUCUAAUCUUUUGUUUUUGUCUAUGCAAUCGGCAAAUACGAGCAAGAUUGUCAAUAAGUUACAAGAUCUUUUUACUACCGUACCUACAUCAUCAACAGCAUCUUCAUCUUUAUCAUCGUCAGGAGGAGAUCACCAGUUAGGGAUUUCUCCCUUAGUCUCAAAAGAAAAGCUGACUGUAGUCGACAACAGUUCAUCCAUAAAGAAGAGAAAAAGAUGGUUCACUGAUACAAGACUCUUUGUACAGUAUUUUGGUGCCAAGAUGAUAAAGAAAAUCAUUCAGUAUAAAUCAACCUUCUUCUAUUGGAUACUCGCAUGUAUAUUAUUAAGAAAUGGAAUACAAGAAUUACUACUAUUAAUAAUCAGUGCUAAUAAAAAGAAACUGAUCAAAUAAGGGGAGCCUGAUUUGCUCUCGGUAUAUAUAUAGUAUAUGCUCCUGUUGCUCUUUAUGUAUCUUUAAGAUCUACACUUUUGAAAUCUGAUAUCCACGACGAUCAC
Molecule: messenger RNA, 1463 nt
Organism: Rhizopus microsporus ATCC 52813
Lineage: Eukaryota; Fungi; Mucoromycota; Mucoromycetes; Mucorales; Rhizopodaceae
Product: CRAL/TRIO domain-containing protein
Exons: 4
Coding region: 19-1359 (446 amino acids)
Source: RefSeq, a predicted model, not a curated record